This is a messenger RNA of Mytilus californianus (California mussel), 1934 nucleotides long. RefSeq lists its product as uncharacterized. NCBI's taxonomy places the organism in Eukaryota, Metazoa, Mollusca, Bivalvia, Mytilida, Mytilidae. Bases 101 to 1792 code for a protein of 563 amino acids. Gene Ontology annotation, molecular function: zinc ion binding. The record is from RefSeq and is a predicted model, not a curated record. The transcript is spliced from 2 exons.
GUUACUUUAUACAUCCGGGUUUAUUUAUUGACCUUGUGAGAAAACAUAAAAUGUUUUGAUAGUGAUGUUUAUAUGAUGACAUCAACAUUUUAAGAUUAGAAUGGCUUCAGCAAGUGGAACAUUUUGUGGUGUAUGUGAAACCCAGCAUGUGGUGAGAGAGGCCACAUUCUGGUGUUCUGAAUGCGAUGAAGGGUUAUGCUCAUCAUGCGAAAAACACCAUCGAGCUUCCAAAGCCUCAAGAAAUCAUGAAGUUAUUUCAGUGAAUAAUUAUCAAAAAAUACCGAACACCAUAGCAAAUAUAAACCAAUACUGCUCAGACCAUGAGAAAAAAUAUCAGCUCUACUGUUCCAAACAUGAAAAACUCUGUUGUCCGCUUUGCAUUACGAGAAAUCACAAAACAUGUGAUUUGAUGGCAAUUGAUGAUAUUGUUAAAACGUCGAAAACUUCCGCAUUAUUUGACAUUAUGGAACAAAGUUUAAAAGAUAUGAAGAGCAACAUGAAAAAAAUAGUUGAAGACAGAAAGCAGAAUUUGGAGAAAAUUCAGCAACAGCGACAGAGAUUCCAGACAGAUAUAAAAGAGAUACGAGAGAAAAUAAACAAACACCUAGAUAAACUUGAAAAAAAAAUACAACAGGAUAUCCAAGUAGCGACACAGAAAGUCCAAUCACAAAUAGAAAAACUACAUUCUAAAAUUUCCGACAAUGGAAAAUCACUAGAUGAGCUGUCGAAGAAUAUUUUUGCGACGAAAAGUUUUGCAACUGACCUUCAAACUUUUUUUGGUGGUAAAAUGUUUGAGGCCGAGAUCCAAAAGGAAGAGAAGUUUAUGCAGUCUUUAAUAGAAGAUGGAAGCUUACAACAAAUAAACCUACAAUGCAAACUUGAUGACAAGAUGUCUGAUAUACUCUCCAUGACAAAGAUUGGAGAUAUAUCCAUUAUAACAAAUUCACCAACCAUUACCUUGACCAUUGAUAGAGACAAACAAGCUCAACACAUGGUACCAACGAUAUCAAAAACAAUGAAUGACAUCAAUCCUACCUUAUUGAAAAAAUUUGAGAUACCGAAAGGGGAAAUAGGUAUUGGAAUCACGGGCUGUACCAUCAUGCCUUCUAGAAAAAUAGUUUUCGUAGAUCGAUCAAAUGAUCGUCUUGUAAUCCAUAACGAAAAUGGACUAUUUGAUUAUGAAAUAUCUGUAUCGCGUUUACCUUUUGAUGUUGCAUGUGUUGAGGAAAACGUCGUCGCUGUCACCCAUAAUGCAGAGCCCUAUCAUAUAGAAAUCAUUGACAUAAGAAAUAAAAAGAUUUUAAAUAAGAUUAAAACAAACAAUCAGUGCUACGGCAUUACAAAUAACAAAGGAAGAUUAAUAUAUUAUGAAAAACGGAGAGGUAUUCAGACAGCAGAAGCCAUUAAUGAAAGUACUGUCACCACAUUAGUAAAAUUCGAUGAUGUGUUUAAUUACUGCUAUGUUACAGCAUCAAAUAACAAAAUAUACAAUUCAAACUAUGAUUCAGGUACCGUCACAUGCUACACAAUCACUGGACAAAAGGUUUGGGAAUACAAAAAUGAAUCAAUUUUGAAAAGGAUUCGAGGAGUAACUGUUGAUAACGAUUCCAAUGUGUACGUGGCCUCGCGUAAUUAUAACAGUGUCGUAGGAGUUUCACCAGAUGGAAAGAAUGCCCGUGAAUUAUUAAAAGAAAACUGGAUUGAUUGGUCCUAUGGUAUCCAUUUUGAUCAAGGGAGAAAUAUUCUACUAAUUACUAACUUAGAUGGAAUAGCUUCUUUGUAUAACAUUUAAUGAUUAUAUUUGUUUUAGAAUUUAUCGGCUAAAAAUACAAAAAUCUAACAGUUUGAAACAGUCAGUAGACUUUUUAACAAAAUUAUAUAUGUAAAUAAUGUAAACAUAUUAUUGAAAUUACUAAUAAAAGAAGCAUAUUUUA